Drosophila innubila is the source of this 477-nucleotide messenger RNA. RefSeq lists its product as uncharacterized. Lineage: Eukaryota; Metazoa; Arthropoda; Insecta; Diptera; Drosophilidae. The coding region runs from base 147 to 380 and encodes 77 amino acids. The transcript has 2 exons. The record is from RefSeq and is a predicted model, not a curated record.
UUUAAAUUUUUAUUAUUAGUUUAGUAACCCGUUUGUUAGCUAUCGAUAUCAUCGAUAAAUAUACUUGUCAAAGUUCAUCGCUAAAUACAUACUUGCUUGCUCUUGUUGUGUAACUGAAACGCGUAUUUUUAUAAUAAACGCCCACAAUGUCCGCCUCUGCUGCCCGUGGUUCGACAUCGCUGUUAAAGCGUGCCUGGAACGAAAUUCCCGACAUUGUUGGCGGCUCUGCUUUGGCUCUUGCUGGCAUUGUUAUGGCUGGUAUUGGUUUGGCCAAUUACUACUCCAAGGAUGGUGACAAUCGUCGAUAUAAGAUGGGCUAUGUCGUCUACCGUGACGACGAUCCCCGCGCCCAGAAAGUCCACAACGACGAAGAUGAUUAAAGCAGCAAAAUCUGUGAAUACUCAUAGUUUUUUUCAACCUGUUUUUUUUUCAAUCUUUCGCGCUGCCGCAAUAUAACUAGUAAAUAGUAAAAACAAA